Molecule: messenger RNA, 338 nt
Organism: Mesitornis unicolor (brown roatelo)
Lineage: Eukaryota; Metazoa; Chordata; Aves; Mesitornithiformes; Mesitornithidae
Product: patr class II histocompatibility antigen, DO beta chain-like
Exons: 2
Biological process (GO): antigen processing and presentation of exogenous peptide antigen via MHC class II; peptide antigen assembly with MHC class II protein complex; immune response
Cellular component (GO): MHC class II protein complex; membrane
Molecular function (GO): MHC class II protein complex binding
Source: RefSeq, a predicted model, not a curated record
CUCGCCGUGUGUGCACCGCAGGGUAUUUCCAGGAGCAGUUUAAGGCCGACUGUUACUUCACCAACGGCACCGAGCGGGUGAGGCUGGUGGUGCGGUUCGUCUACAACCGGCAGCAGUACGCGCACUACGACAGCGACGUGGGGCACUUUGUGGCCGAUACCCCCCAGGGGGAGCCCGAUGCCCGCAACUGGAACAGCCAAGCGGAGCUACUGGAGCAGAAACGGGCGGAGGUGGACACCGCCUGCAGGAACAACUACAGAGCGUGGAGCCCUUUCGCCGUGUGCAGGAGAGUCCAGCCCGAGGUGGAAAUCCACCCGGUGCAGUCCAGCUCCCUGCCC